Molecule: messenger RNA, 237 nt
Organism: Hydatigera taeniaeformis
Lineage: Eukaryota; Metazoa; Platyhelminthes; Cestoda; Cyclophyllidea; Taeniidae
Source: the annotation of a GenBank genome assembly
AUGUUAGGCCCACAAUGCUUGGAAAACCUCGUUUGCUACACUAAGGAGGUCGAGGAGGAGGAGGAGAAGCAGGAGGAGGAGGACGAGGAGGAGGUCGAGGAGGAGGAGGAGAAGCAGGAGGAGGAGGACGAGGAGGACGAGGAGGAGGUCGAGGAGGAGGAGGAGGAGAAGCAGGAGGAGGAGGAGGAGGAGGACGAGGAGGAGGACGAGGAGGAGGAGGAGGAGGAGGACAACUAA